Molecule: messenger RNA, 1539 nt
Organism: Anopheles marshallii
Lineage: Eukaryota; Metazoa; Arthropoda; Insecta; Diptera; Culicidae
Gene: Mapmodulin
Exons: 6
Coding region: 1-1539 (512 amino acids)
Cellular component (GO): nucleus
Molecular function (GO): histone binding
Source: RefSeq, a predicted model, not a curated record
AUGGAAAAGCGCAUUUUGCUAGAGAAAAGAGGUCGCCCAGACGAUGAGAUCACAGAACUCAUUCUGGACAACUGUCGGAGUACAUACAUCGAUGGUCUCACAGAUAGCUUCACCGCGCUGGAAACGCUGAGCCUCAUCAACGUGGGAUUGGUGUCGCUUAAAAAUUUCCCCAAAUUGUCCAACCUUCGCAAGCUUGAACUUUCGGACAACAGAAUAUCGAACGGUUUGAGCCACCUUAUGGGCAGUCCGAAGCUGACACAUCUGAACUUGUCCGGCAAUCGCAUCAAGGAGUUCGAUGAGCUACAGCCGUUGAAAGAUUUGGAAAAUUUGGAAGUGUUGGACCUGUUCAACAAUCAGGUAACCCUGAUCGAUAACUAUCGCGAAAAACUAUUCCAACUCAUUCCAUCUUUAAACUAUCUCGAUGGAUUCGAUAAAGAGUACGUAGAGGCGCCUUCUGACGAGGAAGAUAUGGCUGAUGAUGGCUACCACCAGCAACAACCGUCACAGUUCUCCAUCAAUGGUAUCGAAAUUGAUCUUGACGAACUGGAGCAGUUUGAGGCGAAGAUACGCCAGAAGCGAUCGAAGGAACAAUCGGGGAUGAAGACAACGGGCGAGAAUAUUGUCGGUGGUCCCAGCGAGCAGGGACAUCUCGAACAAACCUACUCGCAUCCUGCUGCCGCCAGCUGCUCCUCUUCUUCUGCACAGGAUAAUGGCAAAGAUGAUCUAGAUUUGCUGUACGAAGAGAUCCAACACAAACAGGCUCUGGCACGUGCGAAUGAAGAGGAACAGGGCCGCAAAAGGAUGGCUUCAUUUUUGUCGGUAUUGCUAAUGUUUACCACCCUGCUAGCAUUCAUCAAUCAGCUUUGCUUUCCGGGGGUGCAUCAACUGUUAGAAGAUCCUCAAAUAGAGGAAGCCGAUGACGUGGAAGAAGAGUUGGAAGUUAAGGAGAAGCAAGAGGAUGAAUGUUUGUUGGGCAACCCUGACGGUGAUAGCAAUGCAGGGGUGAAAGCGAACGGAGCAACUGCUCCGGAUGAAUGUAACUCGGGUGAUUUGUCCGGGCGAGAAGAAGAGGAAGCAGACGACUCGUGCGAAGAAUCGGAUGAUGUAUCGCUAGCAUACCUGUACAACGACAACCUGGAGGAAGAUCAGGAGGAUUGGAAGAGCGUCGAGAGUGAUUACAACAACGCGGACGAAGAGUUCGACAGUGAGGACGAAGAGGAAGAGGAAGGCGCCGACAAUGAGGCCGAAGAUGGUGCCGACAGUGAUGGGGAAGGUGAAGAUGAGGAUGGCGAGGAGGAAGAAGAUGGUGCGGAUGAUGAUGAGGGUGGUAAUGAGGAAGAUGGUGCCGAAGCAGCCGCAUCAUCGGCCGCAACAGAAGCCGACACAAAAGCCACCGCAGCCACAGAGUCAGCGAAAUCAUCAUCCACAGCAGAGCAAGUUGCAAGUGCCGGUGACGAAGGUGAAGCUGUUACGAAAGCAAGCGAACCGGAAGCAAGGGGUACGAAGAGAAAGUUCCAAGGUACGGACAGCGACGGUUAA